AUGGCUUGUUGCCCGACGGAAGAGAAAUAUGGCUACAAAGAUGAUCGUUUUGAGAAAACUGUCGAUGCCCACUUUCAUUGCUCUAUCUGCCGCAAUGUUCUGAAGGAACCAGUGAUGUGUAGAAAUAAUGAACACAUAUUUUGUCGUGGCUGUAUCACUGAACAUUUAACUGUGAACUCGCAUACUUGCCCAGAAUGUAACGAGGACUUGACUGUCGAAACACUUCGUCAAGCCCCGCGUGUGUUGACCAAUUAUUUAUCUGAACUCAAGAUAAAGUGCGAUUAUUCUAACCGAGGUUGCCAAGAGUACAUUCGUCUGGAAGAGCUGGAUACUCACGUCGAGAAUUGCGGCUUUGCGCAGGUAAAAUGCUCAAACGAGGAAUGUGGAAUGGAAAUUAACAAGCGAGAGAUUGUUCAUCACGAGAGCACAUGCAGUAUGCACGUACAGGCAAGUCAAGUGUCAUAA
Messenger RNA from Paramuricea clavata, 465 nucleotides. Lineage: Eukaryota; Metazoa; Cnidaria; Anthozoa; Malacalcyonacea; Plexauridae. The record is from the annotation of a GenBank genome assembly.